AUGUUCAGCCACUCCCGCCACGCGGCCCCUCCCCCCGGCGGCCGCCUCUACUUCGCCUACGGCAGCAACCUCUGGCUUGAACAAAUGGCCACCCGCUGCCCCUCCAGCUACUUCAUCGGACGCGCCAUCCUGCCCGACUACAAAUGGCAGAUCAACCAGCGCGGCGUAGCCAACGUCGUCCCCUGCGCGGGGCGGUCCGUGCACGGCCUCGUCUACGAGCUCGGCUCCGCCGACGACGAGCGCCGCCUCGACCGCAGCGAGGGCGUGCGCACCGGCGCGUACGCCAAGGCUACCCUGCCGGUGGUGCUGUACGAGGCCGCGCCGGCGCUGCAGCUGCGUGUGCCGGGGAUGGUGCAGGCGGGGGGUGCGGCCGCCACGGUGGCCGGGGCGAGGAGGCGCACGGCGAUAUUGGGCGUGGAAAGGCCAAGUCGGUUGGCGGAGCAGGCGCCGCGGUUGCAGCCGGGGGUGUUGGUGUAUUUGAGUGAGGCGUUUGUGCAGCCGGGGGAUCCGAGGGAGGAGUAUGUGGAUCGGAUGAAUCGGGCCAUGUCGGAUGCGGUGGUGAUGGGGGUGCCGGUGGAGUUUUUUAGGAACGCGGUCAGGCAGUAUAUUCCCGAUCGGGCGCCGCCGCCGGUGUCGAGGAGGUCGGAUUCGAGGAGUGGGCGGAGCAGUGCGUCGACGGUGACGACGAGGUCGCGAAGGGGGAGUGAGUCUGGUGGUGGGCGGCCGAGGUCGAGUUCGGUGUCGUCGGGGCCGAUUGUGAGGGAUGUCGGGCCGGAUGAUGUGGAUUAUCGCCGGCGGUCGUGGAAUCCGAGCCCUGUUGAGUAUUCGCGCUAUGUGAGCAGCGAGACGACGACGAGGGGCAGGACGGCGGGCUCUGAUGACUAUGAGUACUGGGCGCCGCCGGCAAGCGGAUCACUUCUUCUGUUAUUUGGGGACAAUUUGUAUUGCUUCGUGGUGUUACUACGAGUAUUGAUGACUUAUGAUCGGGUGGACGGGGAUAGAGGAAAACGGCCAUGGCCUGUCUAUUUACAGCUAUAA
Molecule: messenger RNA, 1038 nt
Organism: Chaetomium globosum CBS 148.51
Lineage: Eukaryota; Fungi; Ascomycota; Sordariomycetes; Sordariales; Chaetomiaceae
Exons: 2
Coding region: 1-1038 (345 amino acids)
Molecular function (GO): gamma-glutamylcyclotransferase activity
Source: RefSeq, a predicted model, not a curated record